This is a messenger RNA of Salmo salar (Atlantic salmon), 1845 nucleotides long. It is a transcript of the gene kbrs2, whose product is annotated as NF-kappa-B inhibitor-interacting Ras-like protein 2. The record is from RefSeq and is a predicted model, not a curated record. Gene Ontology annotation, biological process: negative regulation of canonical NF-kappaB signal transduction; Ral protein signal transduction. Lineage: Eukaryota; Metazoa; Chordata; Actinopteri; Salmoniformes; Salmonidae. Gene Ontology annotation, molecular function: GTPase activating protein binding; GTP binding; GTPase activity.
CAUAACAACGGACAAUAUCAGUUAAAUAGAAUAGUUAGCUAACUAAAUGCAUGCUAAACGUUAGCAUGUAGCUAGCUAACAAACGUUAGCUAGCUAGCUACGGUAUCAUGGUCUGCUACGUGAGGGAAAGCGUCCUACCUCUAUGACUUAGUUGCCAAGAGACGGAUCAUCAUCAUGGGCAAGAGUUGUAAAGUGGUGGUGUGUGGUCUGGCUGCCGUUGGCAAGACUGCUGUCCUGGAGCAACUGCUGUAUGCCAAUCAUAUUGCGGGCUCAGAGCCCAUGGAGACCCUGGAGGAUAUCUAUAUUGGCUCCAUAGAAACGGACCGUGGCACUCGAGAGCAAGUGCGCUUCUACGACACCCGGGGUCUUCGUGAUGGUCUGGAGUUCCCUCGCCACUACUUCUCCUUUGCAGACGGUUUUGUCCUGGUCUACAGUAUCGACAGUAAGGAGUCCUUCAAACGCAUGGAGGCCCUCAAGAAAGACAUUGACCGCUACCGUGAUAAGAAAGAGGUGAACAUAGUGGUGCUGGGCAACAAGCUGGACAUGCAGGAGCAGAGGAGAGUGGACUCGGAAGUGGCCCAGCACUGGGCCAAGACAGAAAAGGUGCGUCUGUGGGAGGUGUCUGUGGCAGACCGGAAGACCCUCAUCGAACCUUUUGUCCACCUGGCCAGCAAGAUGACCCAGCCCCAGAGCAAAUCAUCCUUCCCCCUCAGCCGCAAUAAGAACAAGGGGAGUGGCUAUGUCGAUAGCUGAGGGAGAAGGGGGAGGGAGGGAAGAAUGAGAAAGGGAGGGAAGGAGAGGAGAAACGCAAUAGACAGGCUAAAAAUCAAUCACAAAUACAGGCAAUUUUAUGUCUGCACGAAUGUACACCGACUGAAUCAGAAACCAAUGGUUUCAUGGAUAUUUCGACUGAUAUUUCGACUCAUAUUUGACCAUUUAGACUGAUCUUUGACGACAAGGAAAUGUUGACAUCAAAUGGAAAAUCAAGAGGGUUGUUUGUAUCAUGGAGGAUACAUAAGGGACUAUAUUACUGUUAGUUAAUCAGGAGAUUUGUUACACUACUGGCAUGCCAUCUACUCAGAUGAAAUAUGGCAACUAUUUUAGCAUGGAUGAUCUGAAUUUUAUUUUAAGUUAGAGUACAUGAAACAAAUCCAUAUUUUGAAGAAUUAUAAAAACAUUCCUCUAUUCUUUUAGCGAUGUCAGAAAUGUUACUGCCUUUUGAGAUCGCUUUGAAUUUUAAAAUUACAUUAUUGUCUAAAGAUUUGAAUUGUGGCUGACAGACUAGCAGUCUUAUGUGAUGUCUCUUGGUGAACAGGGUGUUUGAAGAGCUUCCUGCCUGCUGGACAGGCCCUGAAGAGCUCUUGACCACAGCCUAAGCAUGCUGAAUUAUCUGUACCUCAUCAGAAACUCCUUACUGUCCUUGAAAACCAUGGGGUAUCCUUGAUCUUUGUUACUGAGCUAUGUUGGUCAGACGAAAUGCAAAAGUAUUUCAUUUUCAAAUUAUUUAACUGACUGAAGCCAUUUAAUGCCAUGUCAGGGUCCAUAGUUAUUGUGCAACAUUUCAUGUGUGUGUCACUGAACAAGAAAGAUGCCUUGGCCUAGUUUGGAGUAGUUUUUUGCUUUGUGACUAUUCACAGAUCGUUAUAUUUGUGUUAUAUUUUGACAUUGUUCAUCUCUGUCUUUAUGUCUGUAUUAUUGAAGUGCAUAUUAUUUUCAUGAUAAAUAUUGGGGCAUUUAUACUCUGAUGCAAUAUAAAGCACAGUAUGUAUCUUUUAAAAUGUUCUGGAGACUGGAUAAUCGUUUGCAUGUUGUGUAAACAAAUUAAAAGAUUCCCUCUGCAUCUAA